Molecule: messenger RNA, 3494 nt
Organism: Pelmatolapia mariae (spotted tilapia)
Lineage: Eukaryota; Metazoa; Chordata; Actinopteri; Cichliformes; Cichlidae
Product: protein NLRC3-like
Exons: 8
Coding region: 197-2959 (920 amino acids)
Biological process (GO): intracellular signal transduction
Molecular function (GO): protein binding
Source: RefSeq, a predicted model, not a curated record
CACUAUUUUUCUUUAUUACGCAGCAUUUUUAUAACUAUUUCCAGAUGUUUCUAAAGAUGAAAACAGAAUUAAACUCCAGCCUGAUCCGUUUCUGAGGUUCCUGACUCUGAACGUCCCUCAAACGCCUCUCUGAUCGUUUCCUUCCGUCGCUUUUACUUUCGCUUUCUUGAAUGUUGUGGCGUAGUUGAUCGUCUCCAUGUUAAGCAGCAUGGAUCAGUGUGAGGACAGAGAGGAGGGAGUCCCUCCCUCUAAAAGCACUCUGUGUGGGGAACAUGAGAGCCAGACCAAAGCUCAGAGGAACCCACCUGGACCUCCACCCAGCUCUGUGUCCUUACAGAGUGACGCGUCUAAAGAUGUCUUCAUUGAUUUUAAAGUCUCUGCUGCAGAGAGAGGUCAGAGGUCACAGUCUGCAGGAUCCAGCUGUCCAUCUGUGAGGAGUGACCGGUCCAAACAUCACCCUCCAGUCUUCAGUGGUGAACCUGGACCAACGAGAGAGAGGAAGAGGAAGAGGAGUGGUGUUUGUGAAGAGGAGCAGCUGUCCUGCUGUGCUUUGUGUCAGGACGUCCUGAAGGAUCCAGUCUCUACCAGCUGUGGACACUGGUUCUGCAGACAGUGCAUCUCCUCAUACUGGGACCAGUCUGCUUCAUCAGGAGACUCCUCCUGUCCCCAGUGUGGAGAAAGAUCCAGAAGCAGAGCUGGACUGCAGACAGCCAGUCAGAGCAGCUGUGUACAAACAGAUGUUGGUCUGCAGGAGGUUUUAGAUGAACAUAAGAUCAGUCUGAGGAGGAGAUGUGAACGUGUGACUGAAGGAAGUGAUGAAACAGGGAGUAGAACCCUCUUCAACAGGAUCUACACUGAGCUCUACAUCACAGAGGGACAGAGUGAAGAGGUUCAUACCCAACAUGAGGUGAGGCAGCUGGAGACAGCUUCCAAGAUGGACGGCCUCCAUGACGCUCCAAUCAGGUGCCAGGACAUCUUUAAAGCCUUACCUGACCAACAGAGACCCAUCAGAGUGGUUCUGACCAACGGCGUGGCUGGUGUUGGAAAAACCUUCUCAGUGCAGAAGUUCACUCUGGACUGGGCAGAGGGCUUGGAGAACCAACAUGUCAGUGUGGUGGUUCUGCUUUCAUUCAGGGAGCUGAACCUGAUCAGAGAUGAGCAGUACAGUCUUCUGGAGCUGCUCCAUGUUUUCCAUCCAACAUUACAGAAGGUCACAGCAGAGAAGCUGGCUGUCUCUCAGCUUUUGUUCAUCUUUGACGGCCUGGAUGAAAGCAGACUUUCAUUGGAUUUCACCAACAGGAAGCUGCUGUCUGAUGUCACACAGAAGUCAUCAGUCAGCCAGCUGCUGACAAACCUCAUCCAGGGGAAUCUGCUUCCCUCGGCUCUCGUCUGGAUAACUUCCCGACCUGCAGCAGCCAAUCAGAUCCCUCCUACAUGUGUUGACAGGCUAACAGAAGUACGAGGCUUCACUGACGCCCAGAAGGAGGAGUACUUCAGGAGGAGAUUCAGUGAUGAAGAGCUGUCCAGCAGAAUCAUCUCCCACAUGAAGACAUCCAGGAGCCUCCACAUCAUGUGUAGUAUCCCAGUCUUCUGCUGGAUCACUGCUACAGUUCUGGAGCACAUGUUGACUACAGAGCAGAGAGGAGAGCUGCCCAAGACCCUGACUGACAUGUACUCACACUUCCUGCUGGUUCAGACAAAGAGGAAGAAGAACAAGUACCAUGAGGGACAUGAGACGAGUCCACAGGAGCUGACGGAGGCUGACAGGGAAGUUCUUCUGAAGCUGGGGAGGCUGGCGUUUGAACAUCUGGAGAAAGGAAACAUCAUGUUCUACCAAGAAGACCUGGAGCAGUGUGGUCUGGAUGUGACAGAGGCCUCGGUGUACUCAGGAGUUUGUACAGAGAUCUUCAAAAGAGAGUGUGUGAUCUUCCAGAAACCAGUCUACUGCUUUGUUCAUCUGAGCAUUCAGGAGUUUCUGGCUGCAGUCUACAUGUUCCACUGUCACACCAACAGGAAGUCAGAGGUGCUGAAGAACUUCCUGGAAAAUAAUCCAGAUGAUCCUUACUAUUACAUUUUAUUUUCGGAUGAUUUACUGAUGAGAGUCAUGUCUAAAUCCCUCCAGAGUAAAAAUGGCCACCUGGACCUGUUUGUUCACUUCCUUCAUGGCCUCUGUCUGGAGUCCAACCAGAGACUCUUAGUAGGUCUGCUGGGUCAGACAGAGAUCAGUCCAGGAACCAUCCAGAGAGUCAUCAACAACCUGAAGGAGAUGAACAGUGAUAAAAUCUCUCCUGACAGAAGCAUCAACAUCUUCCACUGUCUGAUGGAGAUGAACCACCUCUCAUUAUUUCAGGAGAUCCAAGAGUUCCUGAAGUCAGAGAACAGAUCAGAGAAGAAACUCUCUGAGAUCCAGUGCUCAGCUCUGGCCUUCAUGCUGCAGAUGUCAGAGGAGGUUCUGGAUGAGUUGGACCUGCUGAAGUACAAAACAUCAAUGCGGGUACGACAGAGACUGAUUCCAGCUGUGAGGAACAGCAGAAAGGCUCGACUGACUUGGUGUGGACUCUCAAAGACUCACUGUGAAGUUGUGGCCUCAGCUCUGAAGUCCAACCCCUCCCAUCUGACAGAGCUGGACAUGGGUGGAAACAGAUACCUGCAGGAUUCAGCAGUGAAGCUUCUGUGUGCUGGACUGGAGAGUCCAAACUGUCGACUGCAGAGUCUGAGAUUGAGCGACUGUGAUUUGUCAAAGAUCAGCUGUGAUUAUCUGGCAGCAGCACUGAAGUCCAACCCCUCCCAUCUGAGACAGCUGGACCUGAGUAGUGACUCCUUGUCUUCGACCAACAACAACAAGCUGCAGGAUUCAGGAGUGAAGCAUCUGUGUGGUUUCCUGGAGAGUCCAGGAUGUGGACUUGAAACUCUGAGGUCAGUCACAUGUUUUAGUUGUGCUGAGAUGAAUAUGAUGUGAAAGUUGUGCUGACACUAAACUGCAGACAUCAGGCUGAUAUUAUACUGAUCCACACUGAGGAUCUUCAUGGUAAAGUCUGUUUUCUUCUUCUCUGGUUUAGUCCAUUGACUGCAGCAGAACAAUGUUCACAUUUCAAACCUUCAAAGAAGAAGAAAAAUCCUCCACUGGAUAAUUCACUGUGAAACUCUCCAACUCUUCAUUCCACCUUAAAGUCUGUCUGACACUGAAAUCCAAAGCCAAAUGUGUGUUUGCUUUACAGACAGCAGUCCAACACAAACAUACACACAUCAUCCAAAACACAGUCCAACAUCCAAAUCUCCUCCACUGCCAGCAUGAAUGAUGGGAAAGAGAAGGAGGAACACUCUGACAUUCAGGGUUAGAAUGAGUUUCAUGAAGCAGACUGUGAAGAUCAAAGCUGCAUUAGAAGCUUACAUGAAUGAAUGAGUGGACAGAAGUGGACAGAGAUCAUCUGAAGCACUUCAAAGGCUUUAAAUCAGCACAUUUCUCUUUAUUCUUUAUCAACUCUGUUAGUUUC